AUGCCUGGAGAAGAAAUGGAGAUAACGACCGAUUUUGGUCAUCCUGGAUUUGGAGAAGAUAUUGACAUUGAUCUGGAUUUCGCGGUCGGACAAGUUGAUGAAGACCUAGAACUCGCAGAUUUUGAUCAAGUUCAAGAGAUGCAAAAUUUUAAUACCGAUACAAGAGACGAGUUGAUGGCCGAAGGAGAUGAUGCCUCUUACGGCAUGAUUGAUGCCGGUGAUAUUGAUCAUAACGAAGCAGCAACGACUGCUAACGAUAUCGAGAUCGAUCUAGGUGAUCCUGAUGAGAAUAUAUGGCAACAAGACGUACCCCAAGAUGGAUCCUUCGAGACAGCUGCCGAAAUCGACUAUGUCGAUAAUACCAACGUCAGCAGCACUGACGUUGGAAAUGUUGGCCAAGGCGAAGCUAGCUGGUUGGAAACACCCGCUUACUCAACUAGCCAACCCCAUGAAGUAGAACAGCCCCAAGUCGAUGCUAAUGAAAUCGCGAUUACGGAAAGCUUACUUCAAGAUGGUACGGCUCUUAUUGAUGGUGUAAACACCCAAGAUUUCGGAUUAUCCAAAAAUAAAGAAGACGACACAAAGACCCUUGGUAAUAGUCAUGAUGACGAAAAUAAGUCGGAAGUUCAAGCCUCAAAUGUGGUUGAUGAGCAACAAGAUGAUGCCCUAGAUAUCGGCAUUCAAGUGCCCGCCGACCAAACCGUCACUGAUGACCAAAGUGCACAAGGUCAUAGUAAUGAGGAGUUAGACAGAGGCGUUAGUCGAAGUCACUCUAUCCAUGAAACUUACGAUGAUGUCCAAGAUCAAGCUAGCAACAAUGAAGUACCCGAGGUUGGGUACAUACAAGGCGAUAGUGUCGAGCAAGAAGAGCAAUCUGCUUCAGUCGUCUCACCUCAUCAAUCUGAGUUUGAUGGAGAAGAUGAUGAACAAGCGAAUCAACGCCGUUCGCCUAAUUUUGGGGGUUCUGAACAUCAGCUAGGUGGUGAUUCAUAUACUCAGCCCACUAAUGACCAAGAUCCUGUUGAUCAGGCCCCUGGAGAAGACGGGUCCCAAGCUCCCAACGCCGAUGAAGUAAACGGUCAGUCAGUUGGUUACGACUCAGACGAUGAGGGCCAUGAAGCAGCAAGCGUUGGUGAGGACGGGGAAGCUUCUCACGCCGUCGUUCCCCACGUAGAACACCCCCUUUCUAUUGCUACACGUCACGAGAUGUUCAUUUCAUAUGGUCAGACGGAUUAUAGGCUCUUUGCUAAGUCCAAAGAUGAUGAUCCUAACCAAUAUUUUCUACGUGAUAUGUUCGCCUUGGAAUUACCUCUCAGCAAGUUCUUAGCGAGUUUGCGCGAAGUUAUUGCAGACGAAGUGUCGGUUCUCGAUGAAUUGGUGAUGCAUGUAGAUGGAUUGGGGCUGGAAUUUUCCGAGUCUUCGUCGAGUGAUAUGCUUGAAGAUUUCACAUUCGGUGAUAUCCUUAGUCUAUAUGACAAGCUCGUUAAGAAUGACAAUGCGGAGCAGGCACCAGAUCUAUAUACGUAUCUUAUGGUAAGACCUCACUGCCACAAACGUCUUGUGGCACUUUUAGAUAGUGCGAAUGCUGGCCGCGGUCUUUCCGAAAUCGCCGUUUAUCGAGAAGCGACACCCGUCCACGAUGACGACCAAGACCAACUUGGUGGUUAUGAUGAUCAAGGUUCCUACGUCCAACCCGAUGGUGAAGAAGGCGAGGAGCAGGAUCACACCUCAUACUCGCCACUUCGUAACGACGAAGAUGAAGAGUUAUGUGAAGAGGGUGACCAUGUGGAAGAUGAGAACGGGGAACAGCAUGGUAAUGCGGAAGAAUUUGCGGAUAAUGAACCAAAUUCGCCCUCGGCACAUGCCUCAGUCGUAGGAGGCAAUAAUGAGGGAUCGACCGAGCAAAUCGAAAACGCCGAAGAGAACCAUGAAGAAGACCACGAAGAAAACCCUGAGGAGAACACCGAAAAGGAUAGCGGUGCAGACGCUGACGGAACUACGGCCGACGGUUUAAUCGACUAUUCUGAUGACGAAUUAGAUCUUUCGUCGCUGAAGCAGGGUAAUACUCAACCUUCUUUCAACACAUCAUUUCCCCUCCACUGCAGACAGACGAGUGAUUGUCAAUGCAACGCCUGCUUCGAGAUUGAUCUUGAAAGACUAGACGCAAGCUGGCGCCUUGAUACUUCAAAACCAAUAUAUACGAGCAUUGGUUGUCAGACCUACUCGGCUCCUCAGCAAAACAAAGGACAACGCAACGCUUCCCUCCCCACACCUUCUCCAACAGAGAAGUCAUUUCAUAUACUCGAGAUCCGACCAACUAAAGAUUUGAGGACAUUGACUAACUCUAACCGAUUUGAAGAUCAACAUACAAAUGCGUCGCCGAACGACCAUGCGCAAGAGACUCGUAAAGAGUCUGACGUCACGAACAAAACCGAUGAUGGCGAUGUUGCCAACUCCGAGGCUACCAGUGCCACCGUAACCCUAAACGGCGAUGACAACGACGAGAUUGACUACUCGGACGAUGACGGAGAGGAGUAUACGAGCGCAAAUGGUAACCCCUCCAAUGACGGUCCAUCUACCAACGGCUCGAGUGCAACGGCAACCCUCCAAGUACCGGUUGAUGACGAAAUUACUUGGGAGUCUGAAAAUGAGGACGCCAGGAACGAACCUACUACAACUUCUAAGACAGCAUCCAACACAGUGGCUAAGGGGACAGUACAAGUGUCACCGUCCUCUGGAAAACGCCCUAGGUCAGAUACUGACUUUUUUGAGGAUGAAAUUGAACAUAACGAUGUCAAGCGCCGUCGCCCCUCUUAA
This is a messenger RNA of Hypoxylon trugodes, 2817 nucleotides long. RefSeq lists its product as uncharacterized. Bases 1 to 2817 code for a protein of 938 amino acids. The transcript is spliced from 3 exons. The record is from RefSeq and is a predicted model, not a curated record. Lineage: Eukaryota; Fungi; Ascomycota; Sordariomycetes; Xylariales; Hypoxylaceae.